AUGUCUUCAUUACCAACUGAAGUUCAAGGUGUCUUGACACAGUUAGUAGAUGGGUUAUCGUCUUCAGAUAAUUCAGUUAGAUCGGGGGCAGAAAAGUUGCUUGAAUCUGAAUGGACUAAGAAAGAAAAUGUUGAAAUGUUGUUGAUAUUUUUAGCAGAACAGGCUUGCGGUUCGGAUAAUGAUACCUUAAAAGCAUUCUGUGCCGUUUUGUUUAGACGUGUUGCCAUUAGGUCUCCAAAAGAAAUUGCCAGUGUAACAGAUAGAACUAUUGGAGUUAUUGGAGAGCCCGUCAGGCAACAAAUUCGUGCAAUUUUGUUGCACGGCUUUACAUCGCAACAAUCAAAUCAAGUAAGACACAAGCUUUCUGAUGCUAUUUCAGAAGUAGCCAAGGAAGAUGCAUCGCCACUGGGUUCGUGGAAUGAAUUAAUACCAGCGUUGUUCCAAGCCACUAAGAAUUCUGACCCUAGCUUUCGCGAGUCUGCUUUUCGUGUUUUUUGUUCAGCACCUGAAUUGAUUGAUAAGUCUUAUAUUAAUGACGUUCUUCCAAUUUUCAACACUGGAUUUGAAGACGAAAGUGAUGAUGUUCGUAUUGCCGCAUGUACAGCGUUCGUUGCUUUUUUCCGUGAAAUACCUAAGAGUAGCUGGCCAACAUUAUCUCCUUUGUUACCAAACUUAUUGAAUUCGUUGCCACGUUUCUUGCAGAAUGGUCAGGAUCAAGCGUUGUCAUCUGUCUUAGAAGCUUUAAUUGACUUGGUUGAAUUGGCACCUAAAAUGUUUAGGGAAAUGUUCCCGACUAUAAUCGAAUUUUGUGCAGCAGUUUCCAAAAACAAUGAGUUAGACUCUGGUGCACGUAUGGCUGGUUUAGAAUUAUUGACAACAUUUGCAGAAGUUUCACCAUCCAUGUGUAAACGUACUUCAUCGUAUACUGAUAACAUGGUGUUAAUAACGUUGUCCAUGCUCACUGAAGUAUGUAUUGAUGAUGAAGAAGCAGCAGACUGGAACAAUAAUGAUGACACAGAAGAUGAUGACGAAGAACCAGAAUAUGAUGCUGCUCGUCAAGCUUUGGAUCGUGUUUCUUUGAGAUUAAAUGGCCAAGCAUUAGCAACUCCGUUAUUCCAAUAUUUACCUGUGAUGAUCCAAUCCUCAGCUUGGAGAGAACGUCAAGCGGCAUUAAUGGCUUUAUCAUCUGCAGCGGAAGGGUGUUCUGAUGUUUUAAUGACAGAAAUUCCUAAAAUUUUGGACAUGAUUUUACCAACAUUACACGACAGUCAUCCAAGAGUUCAAUAUGCCUGUUGUAAUGCCUUAGGUCAAAUGUCAACAGAUUUUGCGAACGUAAUUCAAAGAACAUCCGGUGACAGAAUAUUACCAGCCCUAAUUUCAAUGUUGACUAGCAAAUCAGUUUUCAGAGUUCAAGCACACGCCGCCGCCGCAUUAGUUAAUUUUUCAGAAGCAGCUUCUAAAGAAAUUUUAGAACCUUAUUUAGACGAUUUGUUGAAUAAUUUACUUGGGUUAUUGCAAUCUCCAAAGAGAUACGUUCAAGAACAAGUCUUAACUACAAUUGCUAUUAUAGCCGAUGCUGCUGAGAAAAAGUUUAUCAAGUACUACGAUACCUUAAUGCCAUUAUUAACUGAUGUCCUCAAAACUGAUAUGGGACAAGAGAAUAGAUUAUUAAAAGCAAAGUGUGUUGAAUGUUCCACAUUAAUUGCUUUAGCGGUCGGUAAAGAGAAGUUUGCUCCUCAUAGCCAAGAUCUUAUUCAAUUAUUUGGACACAUCCAAGAGACUGCUGUAGAAGAUGAUGACCCCAUCAAGCCAUAUUUGGAACAAGGCUGGGGUAGAAUUUGUCGUAUUAUUGGAAAAGAUUUCGUACCAUACUUGCCUGCAGUUUUACCACCAUUAUUGAAUGCGGCUAAAGCUACACAAGAUAUUUCAUUGCUAGAGGAAGAUGAGGCCGAGGAGUACAAUACAAAUGAUGAAUGGGAUGUCAUCAAUUUAUCUGGUAGACUUAUAGCUGUUCACACUGCUGCUCUUGACGAUAAAGUGUCGGCGAUGGAUUUAUUAAGAACAUACGCUAUUCAAUUAAAAGGUGACUUUUACCCUUGGGUCAAAGAAAUUGUUCAAGAUAUUGGUAUCCCAGCGCUUGAUUUUUACUUGCAUGAUGGUGUACGUGCAUCUGCAGCUUUAACUUUGGCAUCUUUAUUAAAAUGUUCAGUGGUUGCAACCGGUAAUAACUCGAACGAAACAUUGCAGAUAUGGUCUCAAAUAUCUAAUAAGUUAGUCGAUGUUCUAACAAACGAACCUGUACCAGAAUUAUUGGUCGCAUAUUACACUUCAUUAGUGGAAUCUAUUGGCGUAUUAGGUGCAAACUCAUUAUCUCAAACACAAUUGGAAUCUUUGGCAAAAUCCAUUAAUUCGAAUUUAACUGAGAUUUACGAACGUAUAAAAGCACGCGACAAUGAAGAUGACGAAUACACUGAAGAAGUUGAUGAUGAGGAAGACGAAUAUACUGAUGAGGAAUUAUUAGAUGAAAUUAAUAAAGCAAUUUCAGCUAUUUUCAAAAAUUCUAAGACAAAUUUCUUACCAGCUUUCCAAAUUUUGGUUCCAACUAUCGCUUCAUUCAUUAAUGAUGAAAACACGAAUAUUAAGCUUUGUGGUUUAUGUACUGUGUGCGAUAUAUUGGAGCAUUGUGGUACUGAUUCAGUUGUUUACAAAGACAUGUUUAUUAAUGUUGUUGGUGAAUCAUUAACUUCGUCCCAUGCUUCAAUUCGCCAGGCUGCUUCAUACGCAGUAGGUAUGGCAGCCCAGCAUGGUGGUAAUGCCUACGGUGAGUUUUGUUUGGCCUGUUUAGGACCAAUUUUCAAAAUGGCCUCUGUCCCAGAUGCUCGUGCUGAUGAUAAUAUUCACGCUACGGAAAAUUCCAUCUCUACUUUGGCUAAGAUUUUCCACAGUUUCGGUUCCUCAAUACCUAAUUUAGAUACUCUCAUACAACAAUGGAUUGAUUUAUUACCUGUUGUCCAAGACGAAGAAGCAGCACCAUUUGCUUAUUCUUUCUUGUGUCAUUUAAUCCAAAACCAACAUCCUAGUGUUACAAGUCAGGUCCCCAAGGUUGUCGACGCUGUUAUUCAGGCGUUAUCGCAUGCAUCUAUCUCAGGUAAUACUGCUGAAAGGACAGCCGCUGCUACGAGACAAUUACUUGGUAAUAUACCACAAACUGAAGCCGUGGCUUUAUUACAAAAAUAUCCUGCCGAGUUGCUGGUUAUCCAAAAAUGGUUUUCCUAG
Debaryomyces hansenii CBS767 is the source of this 3276-nucleotide messenger RNA. RefSeq lists its product as uncharacterized. Gene Ontology annotation, molecular function: nuclear import signal receptor activity. The transcript has a single exon. Lineage: Eukaryota; Fungi; Ascomycota; Pichiomycetes; Serinales; Debaryomycetaceae. Bases 1 to 3276 code for a protein of 1091 amino acids. Gene Ontology annotation, cellular component: nucleus; cytoplasm. Gene Ontology annotation, biological process: protein import into nucleus. The record is from RefSeq and is a predicted model, not a curated record.